CCCGCAGCAGGACGCAGCCCCAGCCUAGCACAGCUCCACAGGGAGGAGACAGAGAGUCCCUGGUGUCCCCAAGACAUUGUUGUGGGUGUUCUUCGGAGGGACAUGGGACACAGGAUGAAGCCACCUCCCCCUGGUGCCUUGCCACUGCAUCCCUGGGGGCCAGGGGCUGGCUGGGCUGCUUGAGCCCCGCUCCCUGCGGCUCUGGGGGUCAACGGGCUGCUCCCCCCCAACGGGGACCAGCACAGGGGCUUCAGAGACCCUUGAGGGCUGGCAAAGCUGACGCAGCAGAGGGUGGAGGACAGCAGAGCUGUGGGUUCUCCAUCCUUGUCUGAAGCCCGGUGCUGCUGGCCAAGGUGAAGAGGGAGCUCAGCUCUGCCUCAGUUUCCCUGGCACGCAAGCGGUGUCACACAGAGGUGGGUGGCCCCAGGCACACCAGUUGGAGCUGAGCUGUGGCUGCUUGCGUGGAGCUGGUGGUGGCUGAGGAGGCUCCGGGGCUGGGCCAGCAGCAGGGAGUGGUGGCCCUGGGGCAAGGCUGGCACCACAGCGGGGCACCCUUAGGUGUUGGGGAGGAGCAGGAGGGCAGGGCGAGGAUACAGGGCGGGUGCUGGCUCUGCCGUUGCUCUGAGCCCCGCCAGGAAAGGGCCCUGCGCCCCGGGGGUCAAGUCUCCUGUGGUGGCCCAAGGCCACUGUUACCCCAGUUCUGUCCCCAAGCCAGCACGAAGCCCUCCGAGAGCAUCAGCUCUCCGAGACCUGGGAGACCUCCCAGCACUGGGAAUGUGCUGAGUGCUGGGGGCCUCUGCAUGGGACCCCCAUGUAGGUGAUUAAUGAAGGUACAAUCACAGCUCUGGGGACACUCAGCCUCUCACCAUGGAGUUGGGGCACAUCCAGCCCCAUGGUUUGGCCAAACCCUCCCACUGCUGUGCCCCCCAGCAGGUUGGUGGUACAGAGCUGCGGUGGCAAAACCGGGCACCGUGAUCCCCUCUGAGGCUACCAUCACCCUCCUCGAGAUGAGUGGCAGGGAGGGGACAGCGGGCUGGGAGUCCAGGGGGGUUCUGAGCCACCCAGGUCAUCCGGGCUCCCUCCCGGCGCUGCUGAGUCGGAGGAAUGGGAGAAGCUGGGUGCUGGGGAACCAGCCUGACCGGCUCCCCGGCUGUCAGCACCUGAGGAAUGCCAAACCUCCGCUGCGCCAGGGCUGGGUGCUCAGGGCUGGGUGCUCGGCGAGGGCUGGGUGCUCACCGGGUGACUCUGCCGGUCCGCCCAGCCGUGGCGUGCAGAGAGCAGCACUGCUCGGCACGGCACAGCACCUUGGUCGGCACGGCACAGCACCCCACUCGCCACAGCACAGCAUCCCGCUCGCCACCCAGCUGGCACAGUGGGACCCUCGGCUGGCAGGGCUGGUCUCUCUAGGGUGAUUCCUGCUGAGUUCUCCCAGGGUCUCCUUCUCCCCCUGCAGCUCUGCCAGCCCCAGCGCAGCAGCCGCAGGAGCUGAGCCCGGUGGUGUGGGGCAUUACGGGGUCGUGCAUUCCCUCCCUUCCCACUCCCCCAGCAUGGAUUCACCGUUCCGGCACGCCAAGGCCAGGGGCUUCAUCUCCAGCACAGAGUUGAGCAUGAAGCAAGCAGCGUCAAGUACGCCAGGCACGGAAGGCAAAUCCCGGUUCCAGAAGGUCUCCCUGGUGUCACGGCGGCUGGAGAGCUCAGGGAGCGCGCGGGGACGGGAUGGGAGUCCCUCUCGCGUCUCCCUCCUGCUGCAAGCCUGGGAGAAGGAGAUUGUGGAGAAGACAGCAUCCGGUCCUGCCACCCUGACACAGCGGGAACGCUCAUCCUCCAUCAACAUCCGCAAGGACUUCACGGCGCAUGGUCCCAUCUUCUCACAGGUCUAUUCCCCUGCACAGAAGCCCCGGCGGCAGGACGAGAGGGGGAAGACAGGGGCUGGUGGCGAUGCUAUCCCUCAGCCAGCGGGUGCCCAUGAUGAGAUGCCCAUACACAGGGAGAGCUACGUGCAUGGCACCCUCCUCCCCACCCAACCCACCGAGUGCCCCUCAGCUUCUGGUGCCCCGUGCGUGGCCAAGCCCAGCCGCGUCCCUGCCCUGCCCAGGGCCAGGCACGUCACGGUGCUGCGGACGGGCAAGGAUGCAGCCGGGCCUGAGCCAGGGCUGGCGGAGGGGAGGGAAGCCCAAAAUGGGGUGCACGACGCUGCCAGCACCACGAUGGCCCCAUUGCAGCAGGAGAGCCAUGAGCAAGACGGCAGUGGCUUCGCUGUGGCCACAGCGGGCAGCAAGAGCGCAUCAGGCACCACAGAGGCCACGGCACUCCCAGCUGAGGGAUCCCCCGGGGAGAAACACUUGCUGCAAGCUGAAGCCACGCCGGCAAAUGCAAUCCCAAGAGACAGCGACAGGCCCGGGGACCCGCAAACCAGUAUAACCAGCUGCUCACAGUGUCCCUUGGAGGACGCCGGUGGCCGGGCUGAGCCAACUGACGUGGGAGAGGGAAGCAUGGCAGAGAGUGACGGCACCAUUUCAGCCACACCACCAAGGACAGAGAGCCCCCCAGGAGCUGGCAGCACCCCUGAAAACCCCUUCUCUGAGGCAAGCAACAGUCCAGAGAUGAAUAAUGGUCCAAACAAUGGUCCAGAGACAAACAAUGGUCCAGAGACAGACAAUGGUCCAGUGACAAACAACGGUCCAGAGACAAACAAUGGUCCAGAGACAAACAAUGGUCCAGAGACAGACAAUGAUCCAGAGACAGACAACGGUCCAGAGAUAGACAAUGGUCCAGAGGCUUCACAUGAAGUACCAGCAUCUCCAAAGGCUGAGGUUGAGCUGAAGGGGGGUGAGAUGACAGGGGACCCCCAGAGCACAACCCAAGAGCCUGAGAGCAGCCCGGAGCUCCCCGCUGAGCCCCCAGCCCCUGACCCACUGGUCGAGAGCCCUCCAGAUGCAGCUGAGGAGGACCCUGAGCUGCUGGUGGACAUGGAGGUCUUUGUGGACACACUACGCAACAUGGAGCCCUCAGAGAUGCGGAAGGCACCCAAGGCCCCACGCCAGCCCCGGCCAUCAUCGCUGGGUCGCUAUGCUGCUCUGCCCCCCAUCCACGAGGACCGCGUGGCCCCUCGAGCCUCCGUCUCCCUGCCUGAUGCCCUGCGCGACCUGCUGGCACGGGGUCCAGUGGGGCGGCAGGAGGAGAGCCCUGAGGAGGAGGUGGAGAUUGAGAACCCUUACCUGACCCCCAGUGAGCGCGCGUUGAUGGGGUCCCACCACAAGGUGCCCAGGGAGAGUGUGGCUGGCAAUGGUCGGGGCGAGGAGGGCUCACUCCUGGCAACACUGAGGCAGGCAGGAGCAGAGGAAAAGGUCAGACCGGAGGCUGGUGUCUUGGCUGAGCGGAGCAUGCUCUUCCGAGGGAAUGUCCUCAAGGGCAUGGCACUGCUCUCCCACUUCUUGGAGCAUCGGACGGCUGCGGCUGACGAAGUCAAACCCUACUCACGCCUGGACAACAGCGUGCUCUACAGCCGCCUCAUCUCCCCCAGCACCGCCCCGCUCGAGCUGCUUGGCAGGGACAGUGGGAGCGUGGCCUUGUCCACCCCUGGGGACCACAACGAGCUGGGCCCUGGUGACCACCCUGGCCCUGAGAUGGCCAUGCUGGAAGCCCUCUGUCCCAUCCGCAUCGCUCCUGCCACCGAAGAGACAGAGAGUGCCAUGGCCCUGUGUUCCACUGAUAUCCCGGAAGACAAGGAGGGCUUCAAGAAGAUAAACGUGAGACCUGGCAAGAUCAUCCUCUUCUCCGAGGCCGGCUUCGCGGGCCAGAAACGGGAGAUCUGGGGUGACAUCCCAGAUGCCACAUCCUGGGAGCUCUCGCACACCAUCUCCAUCCAAGUCAUCCGAGGCGGGUGGGUGAUGUACGAGAAGCCACGGUUUCACGGGCGCAAGUGCGUGCUGGCUGAGGGGGACGUGGAGAUCAACAACCCCUGGACGGCGUACGGGCAGAGCGGGCAGCCCCGUGGCAGCCAGCCCUUCCGCAUCGGCUCCUUCAAGAGGGUGGUGCAGGAUUACCGCACCCCUGAGAUCAGCCUGUUUGCGGAGGAGAAUGGUGAAGGUGCCCGACUAAAGUUCACCGACUCGGCUGAGGACACUCGCGUGCAGGGACAGCCGCUUGCUGCUGCCUCCAUCAUCGUCCACUCAGGCCUGUGGCUGGUUUACUCCAAGCCCUUCUUUGAUGAUGACCCUUAUGUUUUGGAGCCAGGCGGGUACCCCAGUUUAAAGGCUUGGGGAGCAAAGGAUCCAUCCAUCUGCUCCAUGCAUCCCAUCAGGCUGGGCUGCCCUGUCGUGGAGAGACCUGGCGAGCCUCAGGUGUUGAUCUACGAGGCUGCAGGUUUCCAGGGUCGCAGCUUCACCAUCAGCCGAGACAUCUAUGACCUGAAGCGCUUGCCAGGGCCGGCACUGCCCACCGUGGGCUCCUUGCAUGUCCUUGGUGGCUGCUGGGUCGGCUACGAGAAGGAGGGCUUCCGUGGCCACCAGUACCUGCUGGAGGAAGGGCAGUACCAGGACUGGAGGCAGUGGGGCGGCUACAGCAAGGAGCUGGUGUCCCUACGACUGAUACGGACGGACUUUUCCAGCCCGGCGCUGGUCCUCUUUGAGGCCAUGGACUUUGAGGAGGGCUCGAGUGUGGAGCUGAGCGAGGCGCUCCCCGAUACCCAACUGGCCGGUUAUGGCACUGUCACCCAGUCCAUCCAUGUGCUGAGCGGCGUGUGGGUGGCCUACGAGGGCACCAACUUCUCAGGCGAGCAGUACAUCCUGGAGAAGGGGGUGUACCGCAGCUGCGAGGACUGGGGCGCCAUGGAUUGCCACAUCGCCUCGGUGCAGCCCAUCCUGCAGGUCGGGGAACACAACCUCUGCUACGUCUCCAAGAUCCUGCUCUUCUCAGAGCCUGACUUCUUGGGGGAUCACAUCGCCUUUGAGGAGGACCAGGAGGUCCUGCCCACCACCUUCGUCCCACACUCCUGCAGAGUCCGUGGGGGCAGCUGGAUCCUGUUUGAUGGGCAAGCCUUCGCUGGAGAGCAGCACGUGCUGUCCGAGGGUGAGUACCCCACGCUCAGCGCCAUGGGCUGCCUCUCCUCUACUGCCAUCUGCUCCUUGAAGAAGGUCCCAGUGUUUUUCUCGGAGCCUUCCAUCUUCCUGCACGGGCUGGAGUGUUUUGAAGGAAAGGAGAUUGAGCUGAACAAUGAAGUGCGGAGUCUCCAGGCAGAGGGUUUCAACAACCACGUGCUGUCAGUGCGGGUCAAAGGCGGGAUCUGGGUGCUGUGUGAACACGGUGACUUCCGAGGGCGCCAGUGGCUGCUGGAAUGCACAGAAAUCACCAACUGGCUGACAUACAGUGGGCUCCAGCAUGUGGGAUCCCUCUAUCCCAUCCGCCAGAGACGGAUCUAUUUCCGCAUCAGGAGCAGGGAGCUGGAGCUCUACCUUUCCGUUCCCGACGAUGUGGAGGACAUGAAAGCAGGGCGGGUGGUGGUCUCCAGCUUGAGCGAGCAGAGCAGCUCCAUCUGGUACUAUGAGGAUGGGCUGAUCAAAAACCAGGUGGCUCCCAACAUGAGCCUGCAGGUCAUCGGGCCAGCCGGGAAGGGUGCAAAAGCUGUGCUAUGGUCUGAGACCCGGGUGCCACGUCAGACCUGGAGCAUCGAUUCUCAGGGACGGAUCCACAGCCAGAUGUUUGAGGAUAUGAUCCUCGAUAUAAAGGGUGGACGAUCCUAUGACCAUGACCACGCCAUCAUUUGGGACACGGCCGAGGAAAGACCCACGCAGAUCUGGGACAUACAGGUGCUAUGAGAGGGCAGUGUGUGGACCUCACACCCAGAAGUGCCACAGAGCAGGAUGGGGGCGGGACACCUCCUACCCCACACAAGCUGCACCCAAAACAUCCCUCAGCCUCAGCUGCUGGUGUGAAGGAUGCCCACCAUCCUCUCCAUCGACAUGGGGAAUGCCCUCAACCUCCCUCCUGGGGAGCCCCAUACCUGGCCUGCAGAAGACCCUGUGGACACGACCAGCAUGGGACCCUUCAGAGCAUGUCAAAGCCCCUUCCCCACCAGCUUCCUACUCUGAACUGUAUUUAUGUACGUGUGUAAGAUACGGUCCCCUCGCCUGGGCCAGCUCUGCCAGGGUGUUUGGUGUCCUUGUCCCUGCACUGGCCACAGCCUGGCAGCCCCUAUGCCCCCCUACCCCAGCACCUUGUCCCCACCAGCGCCACAGCACUGGGCCCAAUCCUGCUCCCAGGAUGGGCUCCUGAUGCCCUCUAGUGUCCACAGGCUACGAGCAGCACCGGAGCCCCGAGUUUUGAGAAGGCAGACACAAGCCAAGCUAUGCCCCAAGAGCACUGGGGGCUGCUGGACCCCACCAGCUCUGGUGGGAGCUCAUCCUGCUCAUGCUGCAGGCUCGGCGGCUGCUCCAGUCACAUCACCCCAGGGUGAGCUCUGCGUUUAGCAUCCACGCUGCAAAGCUGCGUCACGGCUCAGGUCACUCAUCUUCAAGGCCCCCAGGACAGAGGUCUCCUCCAUCUGGGUGAGGGCAGGAGCUCCUCAGGGCCAUGACUCAGAGCCAGAAGGGAUGUGGGGUGGGAAAUCCAUACACAGAGACAUCAGGCACUCACGUCCUUACUGCUGGGGAGAGGAGACGGCUGCCAGCAAGGGCCUGGUUUGCUGAGCAGGUUGAGCCCAGUUUGGGGACAGUCACCACAUCGAGACAGUGAUUGCUGAUCAACCCUGCAGCAAAUGGGGUCUGUUCUGGCAAGAAGAGACAGCACAGUGCUUUCCUGGGAAGCUUCCUUGGCAGAUUCCGGAGCACCAAGAUCCUUCCAUCAGGCAUCUCCAGCUGGCUGGGCGGCUGCCCUGGCUGUUGGCAAGAGCCAUCAUCAGAUCAUAGAAUCAUUCAAUAGUUUGGGUUGGGAAAGACCCUUAAAGGUCACCUAAUCUGCCCCUUCUCGCAAUGAGCAGGGACUUCAACUCGAUCAGGUUGCUCAGACUCCAUCCCCCUUGGCCUUGAAUGCUUCCAGGGCGUC
Cuculus canorus (common cuckoo) is the source of this 7041-nucleotide messenger RNA. It is a transcript of the gene CRYBG2, whose product is annotated as crystallin beta-gamma domain containing 2. The record is from RefSeq and is a predicted model, not a curated record. The transcript is spliced from 20 exons. Bases 1548 to 5816 code for a protein of 1422 amino acids. Gene Ontology annotation, biological process: visual perception; lens development in camera-type eye. NCBI's taxonomy places the organism in Eukaryota, Metazoa, Chordata, Aves, Cuculiformes, Cuculidae. Gene Ontology annotation, molecular function: structural constituent of eye lens.